AUGAGGUUUGGUAACUUGUUAGGCCUUACGAUUAUCAACUUGUUUUGGAUAGACUUUCACUAUGCAUAUCCUUCCACUUCCAAAAACAGCAACCCCACCAAUUCUAGGCGUUGGUUAAACCUCUUAAAUAUGGAUAUGUCUAGUAGUGACAAGAAAUUGCUUGCUAACUCGAUUUAUGACAUGUUUAGUUUCGCAUAUGAUAGUUACUUAAAAUAUGGGUUCCCUUAUGAUGAACUAAACCCGAUUGACUGCGUUGGCCGUGGUUAUGAUCACGAAAAUCCUGAUAAUAUAAAUGUGAACGAUGUUCUUGGUGACUAUUUACUCACGCUUAUAGACUCUCUUGAUACAUUAGCAAUCAUGGGCAAAACCGAAGAUUUUAGAAAUGCAGUUAGUUUAGUCAUCAAACACCUUUCGUUUAAUCAAAAGACAAGGGUUCAAGUUUUCGAAGCAACUAUUAGAGUCCUAGGAGGUCUUUUAUCAGCACAUAUAAUCAUUACAGACCCAACUGAGUCAUUUGGUCGUCUGCGACCACCGGGAUAUGAUGAUGAAUUACUGAACCAUGCACAUAAUCUAGCGAAUCGGAUGCUGAACGCUCUUUACGACACACCAACUGGGAUACCUUACCCCAGAUUUCACCUAGAUUCUGGUCUGAAAGAUAAUACAACAACUGAAAACUGCCUCGCUGGUGCUGGCUCCUUAUUACUGGAAUUCGGCUCCUUAAGUGCAUUACUCAAUGAUUCUAGUUACGCUUCGAUAGCUCGCCGCAUUGUUUUAAAUCUAUGGAAAAAGCGUUCAAGUGUUUCUGGACUUUUCGGCUCAACAAUCGAUGUGGAUUCAGGUGAAUGGAUAAAUCGAAUGAGUGGUCUCGGUGCUGGACAAGAUUCAUUUUUGAAUAUUUACAUAAGGCAUAUAUUCUAUUUGGUGAUAAUCAAUUGGGACAAAUGUUCAAUGAGGCAUUAA
This is a messenger RNA of Schistosoma mattheei, 960 nucleotides long. The record is from the annotation of a GenBank genome assembly. NCBI's taxonomy places the organism in Eukaryota, Metazoa, Platyhelminthes, Trematoda, Strigeidida, Schistosomatidae.